Stylonychia lemnae is the source of this 1851-nucleotide messenger RNA. The record is from the annotation of a GenBank genome assembly. NCBI's taxonomy places the organism in Eukaryota, Ciliophora, Spirotrichea, Sporadotrichida, Oxytrichidae.
AUGAUAAGAUCAUCAACCCUUAAGGUACCUCCUAUGUACCAACAACAGCAAUAAUAGAUCAGCAUCAAGCUUCAGUCAAUGACAAAAACCAAGAGAAUCAGGGAAAUCCCAUCUAGCUUUGCAGCCUUGAAAUAAACAGUAGAGGCUCAAAUCAAAGAUGAGAGAGAUAAGUCUCACAUCGUUGACCCAUCAUUCAGAGACUACAGUAUUAAAUACGUGGACGGAGAUUAAGAGCAAAUCAACGUCUCUGAUGAUGAAGACCUUCUCACAGCCUAUGAUGUGGCUUCGAAAGAACUUAAAGGAAACAUUAAGUUCUUUAUUGAACUUAAGAAGAUUCAGUCUCAACCACUCGUUCAAACACCUGUUUCUGAAAAAGAAAAGAAGCCGUUGAAAGAAAAGAAGGAAAAGAAAGACAAAAAGGAUAAGAAAUCUGAUGAAAAAGCUCUCAAAAAGAAGGCAGAAAAAGAGGCUUUAAAGGCCCUUCUUAAGAAGGCUAAACAUACAGUUGAGGAAGAGUAAAUUCAAUGUCAGCAAAGGUUAUGUGAAAGAGCCCAAACUUUAGUCUAACCACAAGUUCACAACUAAGGCGUUGAAGAUUCUGACUUUGAUGAAUCUGAAGAAGAAAAACUAACUCCUAAAUGCUAGAAAUAAUGCAAAAAGAACCAAGGAUUGCCACCUAGAAAAGCCUUGAAAGGAUUAAUCUUUAGAGAACUUGACAAAAUUGCUCCAUAAAUUUUUGGAGAAUUGAUGAAAUGCAAAGAACUUGGUUAGCAUGCAGCUCAUCAUGAGCAAAUAAACACAUCUACUCUUAUCCAGCAUCCAAAUGUUGCUUGUGAUGGAUGUGGAGUUGCUCCAAUUAUUGGAAUCAGAUACAAAUGCUGCGUCUGCAAUAACUUCGACUACUGUGAAGUGUGUGAAGAAAGACUUAAUCAUGAGCAUCCAUUCAUCAAGAUUUUAAGACCUGAAAAUGCUCCUAAGACUAUCAUUACAGCCAUUAACGAUGACAAUCCAGCCACUGAAGAAGUUCCUCAACAGGAGUAAACUCAAGAAUAAACACAUGGCCAUGAUCAUAGUCUCCAUGGACAUCAUGGACACCAUGGCCAUCAUGGACAUCAUGGACACCAUGGCCAUCAUGGACACCAUGAUCAUCAUGGAGGCAGAGGAGGAUGGAGACAUCACAUGAAACACGCUGCUUAAAAUCAGUAAUGGAGAUAAGUAGCAAAUCAUUGGAUUGACAUGGCAAAAGAAUACCUUAAUUCUGCUGAAGGAGAAGAGACAAAAGAAACUACUGAAGAAAACACUUGCUGGGGAUUCGGAAAAGAAAGAUCCAAGUGGUCUCAAAUAAGAGCUGUUAUCUUGAGCCAACCAACUGAAAUUUUAGAAGCUGAAGCUGGUUCAGUUAUCUAUGCUCCAAUUGAAAUUCAAAACCAAACCAAAUGGCCUUGGAAGAGAGGUUGCUUUAUUGGUCUCCUAGAUAGAAAUGCUAAGAGUGAACUCGUAGUAGGAGAUGUUCCCGUUGAUUUUGAAGUAAGAGGAUUGUAAACUUUCAAGUUAAACAUUCCCAUUCAAAUUCCAGUGAACAUCGACACUAGCAAUAGUGAUCUAUUUGAGUUGCAACUCGCAUUCUUCGGACCUAAAGGAAGCUCCUUUGGACAAGUGCUUAAUUUGAAGGUUAAGAUUAUUGACUCUGUUGCUUCUCAAGAGAAACUUUACAGAGCUGCUAUUACAAUGACUGAAGCUGGAAUAGCUAGCUUUGACGAAUGCGUUGAAGCUUUGAAGCAAUUUAAGGGAGAUGAAAAUGCUGCUUGCCAAUAUUUGAUUGAAAAAAUCCCAGGAUUCACUCCAAACUGA